Camponotus floridanus (Florida carpenter ant) is the source of this 1549-nucleotide messenger RNA. Its product is annotated as glutamate-rich WD repeat-containing protein 1. The record is from RefSeq and is a predicted model, not a curated record. Bases 89 to 1483 code for a protein of 464 amino acids. The transcript is spliced from 4 exons. Lineage: Eukaryota; Metazoa; Arthropoda; Insecta; Hymenoptera; Formicidae. Gene Ontology annotation, molecular function: protein binding.
GUCUUCUCUCUGGCGCGAAUAAGUAAAUUUUCACACGUGUGCGAUUGAUGUGAUUUCUCUUUAAUUGUUAACGUUGUAUCUAUCCGAGAUGCCUGUUUAUCCUGAAAAUAUGCUCGAGGAAAUGGAAGAACCAAUGGAAGGUGUCGCAAAUGAAGACGAGAGCAGCGAGAACAGCGAUGAUGAAUCCAUGCAAGACGGAGACGAGAAUCAAAAGGAAACUGAAUCGAAGGUGUACCUUCCAGGACAGGCUUUGGAAGAAGGAGAGGAACUUGCUGUUGAUAAAUCGGCAUACAGAUUAUUGCAUCACGCGCAGUCUGGUGCACCAUGUCUCAGUUUCGACAUAAUACCAGAUGAUUUAGGUAACUGCAGGGAGAGCUAUCCUUUGACCAUGUACAUAGUUGCUGGGACACAAGCUGCCAAGACACACAUCAAUAAUCUCCUUGUCAUGAAAAUGUCCAAUUUAUAUGGCACUAGACAACACUCUGAAGAUUCAGAAAGUGAGUCAAGCGACUCGGAAGAUGAGAAUGAUGAAUAUAAGCCAAUUAUGAAUGUUGCACCUAUAAAACACCAGGGAUGUGUUAACAGAGUGAGAUGUACAAAACUUGGUGAAACAAUACUAGCUGCUAGUUGGAGUGAACUGGGGCGUGUAAAUAUUUGGAACUUGCAAGAACAGUUAAGUGCAGUUGAAAAUCCCAGCUUAUUAACUGCAUAUCGCAAUAAGUGUGACAAAGCAAGUGGAGAUAUUAAGCCAUUAUACACAUUCAAAGGCCAUCUCUCUGAAGGAUUCGGCCUCGAUUGGUGCUGUACAGAACCGGGCACUUUAGCGUCUGGUGAUUGCAAAGGUAACAUUCACAUAUGGCGAAUUGACAGUAGUGGUACAUCUUGGCAUGUAGACCAAAGACCAUACAAUUCGCAUGCCCCACAUAGUGUGGAAGAUUUACAAUGGUCGCCAAAUGAAAAAAAUGUUCUAGCAUCAUGUUCAGUAGAUAAAAGCAUAAAAAUUUGGGACACUCGAGCGAGUCCACAGAAUGCAUGCAUGUUAACAGCGUCCGGCACUCACACAGCAGAUAUCAAUGUUAUUUCGUGGAAUCCGAAAGAGAGUCAGUUUAUAAUAUCAGGUGGAGAUGACGGGUUGCUUUGUGUAUGGGAUUUACGACAAUUCGGAGCUAAUGGCACAAGUCCAGUUGCUACUUUCAAGCAACAUACCGCUCCAGUUACCACUGUGGAGUGGCAUCCAACAGAAACCACGGUGUUCGCUUCCGGCGGAGCCGACGAUGUAAUCGCUCAAUGGGAUUUGUCAGUGGAAGUAGAUCGUACAGAGGAAUCACAGAACAGUGAGCUGGCCAAGUUGCCGCCGCAAUUGUUAUUUAUACAUCAAGGUCAGUCAGAUGUCAAAGAAUUACAUUGGCAUUCGCAAUGUCCAGGAACUAUGAUAUCAACUGCGCAUUCAGGUUUUAAUAUAUUCCGUACAAUUAGCAUUUAAUAAUGAAUAUCUUUUUACAAUAAAAGAUUUAAAUAAAUAAAUAAUAAAAUAUUUAUAUAAAAAAUU